Molecule: messenger RNA, 2304 nt
Organism: Pelobates fuscus (common spadefoot toad)
Lineage: Eukaryota; Metazoa; Chordata; Amphibia; Anura; Pelobatidae
Gene: VANGL1
Product: VANGL planar cell polarity protein 1
Exons: 8
Coding region: 67-1578 (503 amino acids)
Biological process (GO): multicellular organism development
Cellular component (GO): plasma membrane
Source: RefSeq, a predicted model, not a curated record
UGCAGGUCAGGCUGUGUUCGGUGCACUUGGAUUGCAUACGGGUCGCAGAGCACAGGAGCGACAGAUAUGGACAACGAAUCUAAUUACUCUGGAUACUCUUUUCAUUCCCGACAAGGACAUUCAAGGGAGAAAUCCCGCGAAGGACACAAGUCAGUCACGAUACAGACCCCUGCGGGUGAACCCCUACUGGGUGGGGGCGAGAAUGAAAAGGAUGACGAAAAUCAGGACGGACAGGAUGAUAACUGGGCUGAGACUACUACAGCAGUGACCUCAGAGCGCAGCACGUCGGUACAAGAUCUGACUCAGACAGAGCUCUACACGGUUACUGAGAGGACAAAGCCAAACAUACGGACUCUUUUGGGGUUCUAUGUCUUUUGUAUUCUAGGUGCGGUUGCACUCCUCACACCCCCUGCAUUUAUUACAAUCCCACAUAUUGUGUGGGGGCCUGAGAUGGAGCCAUGUGGAGUCAUUUGUGAGGGACUUUACAUCUCUGUGGCCUUUAAAAUGUUGCUGUUGAUCUUAGGAUCCUGGGCAGUUUUCCUGCGACGCCCAAGUAGUUCUCUCCCUCGUCUGGUGGAGUUCCAUGCUCUGCUUCUCCUGCUGCUCUUCCUGCUCCUUAUGUCCUACUGGCUGUUUUAUGGAGUACGGGUUCUUGGGGGGAAUGAAAAGAACUUGCUGGGUGUGGUGCAGUAUUCAGCUUCCUUGCUGGAUGCUCUUAUCUUCAUCCAUUACCUUGCAGUGGUUUUGCUGGAGCUCCGACAGCUGCAGCCCUUCUUCUUCCUUAAGGUCAUGCGAAGCAGUGAUGGGGAGUCCAGAUUCUACAGUCUUGGAAAACUCAGUAUACAGAGAGCGGCGCUGUUUGUUCUGGAGAAUUACCACAAGGACUUCCCUGUCUUUAAACCUUCAUAUCUGGCAGCCAAGAAACCGGCAAAGCAUUCUCAGAUCCUUGGUGUUAAAAUGUACAAUGUGGAUGGUCCAGAAGAAAGUACAGUCAGACAAUCUCAAUCUCUUAUCUCGACUUCAUCCAGUUACAAGGAGAGAUAUUAUGAAGAGGCUGAAUAUGCUCGCAAGGUCCGCAAACGUAAAGCCAGGUUGGUAAUCUCCAUAAAUGAAGCUUUCUGUCAGUUACAGCGUUUGUCUGAGCAAGAUAAAGAGGGGAAGAGUCCAUAUGUACUACACCCAAGAGAUGCUGCUCAGAGCGUAUUUCCACUGAUUGCUCAGAGUCUUCAGCGUUACCUGCGCACAACACGACAAGCUCACCUGCACAGCAUGGAAUCCAUCAUACAACAUCUAACGAUGUGCCUGACGCACAACAUGUCACCACAGGCCUUUCUGGAAGAAUAUUUGCAGCCAGGUCCUCUUGUUCAAUACCAGACGAUCCCCACAGGGGUCUGGACUUUGGUGAGCGAGGAACCAGUAACACGACCCAUACGAUCAAAUAUGACAUUCUGUCUGCAAUCCACAGACUCUAAUCUGGUGGUGACUGUGAGUGGGGUUCCCACGCUCAGACUAAAUGAAACAUUCAUCCCUCCAACCUCGCACCGCUUCACUGUUACGACUCCUGAUCUAAAUCUGUGAGCUCUGGUAGCCAGAGAACCUUAUUCUCUUUUAACGAUAAUGACACUGGCUCAGACAUAUCCCUGACUAUGAGAUCAAGAGCCAAAAUAACCCUGGCAGUGGAGAAAUCCGCAAAUACUACACGACAGGAACUGUUCCACGAUUGAGCAUGCCUUUGUAAUGGCAAUACAGUGAGAAGAAAUCUCGAUACUAAUUUCCAAAGGAAGGACCUUGAUAGACAUUAACAAUGGAUGAAUACUUGCAAAUCAUCCUUUGCUCCAAAUGUUGCGCAUACCAAUGUGAUAAGGAUUUAUAUGUUCAUUGUUUGUGACUGAUAUCAAUAUAUACAGCAUAUAUGCUAAUAUGUAACAGUGAGUAAAUAUUCCACUCAUAUAGUAUUAAAGUAACACACUGUGCUCCCCACUAAUCCACUAUAUAUCUGACUGGCUGUUCUAGGUCAGCGAUGAGGUAUGUCAGACUGGCUGUUCUAGGUCAGCGAUGAGGUAUGUCAGACUGGCUGUUCUAGGUCAGCGAUGAGGUAUGUCAGACUGGCUGUUCUAGGUCAGAGAUGAGGUAUGUCAGACUGGCUGUUCUAGGUCAGUGAUGAGGUAUGUCAGACUGGCUGUUCUAGGUCAGCGAUGAGGUAUGCCAGUUUGGCUGUUCUAGGUCAGUGAUGAGGUAUGCCAGUCUGGUUGUUCUAGAUGUCAGGCUGCCAGGUCAAUUACAGAUUCACUUUGAGACUUAGCG